Larimichthys crocea (large yellow croaker) is the source of this 1409-nucleotide messenger RNA. It is a transcript of the gene hikeshi, whose product is annotated as heat shock protein nuclear import factor hikeshi. Gene Ontology annotation, cellular component: cytosol; nucleus. Gene Ontology annotation, molecular function: Hsp70 protein binding; nuclear import signal receptor activity. The transcript is spliced from 2 exons. Bases 444 to 1043 code for a protein of 199 amino acids. Gene Ontology annotation, biological process: protein import into nucleus. The record is from RefSeq and is a predicted model, not a curated record. NCBI's taxonomy places the organism in Eukaryota, Metazoa, Chordata, Actinopteri, Sciaenidae.
UAUUUUUUAGUGCGUAGAUAUUUCACUUCCGGUCUCAGUCGUGUUUUUUCCGCUACCUUUAAUCGGCUGCGCUGGGACGUCCGAGUCGAUUAACGAAUCAUCGAACGUCCGCAAAGCAAACACAAAUUGUCCCGCGACAUGUUAACCCUGGAACUGGACUCCCAGACAAAGCAAAGGGACAAAAGUUAACGGGUCCAGGACGUUCGAUCGAUCGCCGAGCAGCGGAUCCAGAGAGACAUGACAGACUGUGCUAGAAGUUUCCACCGGUCCGGUGCGGCUGUCUUCAUGAACACCAGCGGCUGCAGCGGGUCUCACACCUCCAUAUUUUACCGGGAAAAGAAGUUCCGCUGAGUUCCUCCGUGCCCGGGGCUGUCGGAGCCUGAACCUAGCUGCGUGCUAAGCUAACACCGAGGCUAGCGGCUGACGGCCGGCUGUCCGCGGGGAUGUUCGGCUGUCUGGUCGCCGGCAGGCUGGUGCAGACGGACGCGGUGCAGGUCGCCUCGGAUAAGUUCGUGUUCAACCUGCCGGACUACGAGAACGUGAACCACGUGGUGGUGUUCAUGCUGGGCACGGUGCCGUUCCCCGCCGGCAUGGGCGGCGCCGUGUACUUCUCCUUCCCGGACCCGGCGAGCGGCGCUCCGGUGUGGCAGCUGCUCGGAUUCAUCACCAACGACAAGCCCAGUGCCAUUUUUAAGAUCUCCGGCCUGAAGGCCGGGGAGGGCGGGGCGCACCCCUUCGGCAUGAUGGCCUCGUCCUCCUCGUCGCCCUCCGUGGCUCAGGUCGGGGUGUCGGUGGAGGCCCUGGAUCAGCUGGCCCAGCAGAUCCCGGUGUCCAGCGCCGUCGUGUCCACCGUGGACUCCUUCCUGCAGUUCACCCAGAAGAUGCUGGACAGCUUGUACAACUUCGCCUCGUCCUUCGCCGUGUCCCAGGCGCAGAUGACGCCGAACCCCACGGAGACCUUCAUCCCGUCCAGCUGCAUCCUCAAGUGGUAUGAAAACUUCCAGAGGAGGAUGGGACAGAACCCGAACUUCUGGAAAAACUGAUGAAAGCAGAGACACUGCAGGAGGACUCUGAACUAAAGGCUGAUCCAGCAGAGGACAGUUUCCACAGUGCCUGGAGCUUCCAAUAAAAGUGUUUCCAUCCCUUCACCUCUGAAACUUCUUUACUUCUACGUGUGCUGCUGCUCUUCUGCCAUGUUAUGAUGUUACUGGACAACAUUAAUGCUGACUCUGCUUGCAGGAUGUUAUUACAAAUCCAAAGACACCAGGCAACUAAAGAAAAUCUCUUUAUUCCACAGUGUUAUGAAUCUUCCUCACGUGCUUCUCUCAUGAGGAACUUCACCGAAAGCAAAAGCAUCAUGUGUGAUCUGUGGAGACGCUUUGUAACUGAAUAAAAUACAUGCUUCUGUU